GCGGGGCUGUGCGGGCGGAGUCUGGAGCGGGGACCCGGAGGCGACCCGGAGCCCGCGGGCCAGGCCCGAGGAGCUGGGCGGCGGCGGCGGUGGGGUCGGGCCCGGCCCGUCGGCAUCGCGGCGCCCGGCCGAGGCGCGCGGGGCGGUGAGGCCCCGGCAGGGACGUUCUCCUGAGUUCCAGACGUCUCUAAACGUCCCCCAGGACCUAGUUCACCGCCUAGGCGUGUGCCCACUCCCCUCGGAGCUGCCUGUGCCGUCUGGUGCCGCGGUUCGAUGAGCCCGCAGGGGUCGCCCUGCUCCUCGGUGACAGCGGAAGAGACUGGGCCUGAGAAGGGCGGGACUUGCCCGGGUGUCCGCCUGUGGGUGGGAUCGUGAACAGGACUCAGGCUCCCAGGCCAAGUGUUGUGCCCACUGUACCCCGGUUUUCUUAAGAGAGUCCGCUGUUAACAACCUGCACACUUCUCCAAGAGCAGCAGAAAAUGCGUGAGUCCCAGGAGCCAGUGUCAUUCAGGGACGUGGCCGUGGACUUCACCCAGGAGGAGUGGCAGCAGCUGGGCCCGGAGCAGAAGACCACCUACAGGGACGUGAUGCUGGAGAACUACAGCCACCUCGUCUCCGUGGGGUACGACAGCACCAAGCCCAGUGUGAUCGCCAGGUUGGAGCAGGGAGAGGAGCCGUGGGUGGCAGAAGGUGGCUCUCCGUGCCAGGGCUGCCCAGAAAAAAUCAAGAAAGUUGGUGAUGUAUUAGAAAGAAUCCAAGAAAAUGAAGAUGAACGUUCAAGGCAAACUUACUAUAUCAGUAGUAAAACCUUAAUUGAAGAGAGAGAGAAUACAUUUGAUAAAACUUAUAACACAGAAGCAAACUUUGUUCCUUCAAGCAUAUCUCAUAGUUGUGUCUCUUGUGGAAAAAAUAUAGAAUCUAGUUCAGAAUUAAUUAUUAGUGAUGGAAGCUAUGCAAGAAAGAAGUCUGAUGAGUGUAGUGAAUGUGGGAAAACACACCAUGGAGAGAAACCUUAUGAAUUUAAUCAAAAUGGGGAAGGCUUUUCUCAAAAUGAAGAAAGUAUUCUUCAGAAAGUUAAUAUUUUAGAGAAACCCUUUGAGUAUAAUGAAUGCAUGGAAGCCUUAGACAAUGAAACUCAUAAGAGAGCUUAUAUCGGGGAGAAGCCCUGUGAGUGGAGUGAUUCUGGACCAGACUUUCUCCAGAUGUCAAAUUUUAAUAUGUACCAGAGAUCACAGAUGGAACUGAAGCCCUUUGAAUGCAGUGAAUGUGGGAAAUCCUUCUGUAAAAAGUCAAAAUUCAUCAUACAUCAGAGGGCUCACACAGGAGAGAAACCUUAUGCAUGUAAUGUAUGUGGCAAAUCCUUCAGCCAAAAGGGAACCCUCACUGUACAUCGGAGAUCACACUUAGAGGAGAAACCCUACAAAUGUAACGAAUGUGGGAAAACCUUCUGUCAGAAGUUACAUCUCACUCAACAUUUGAGAACUCAUUCAGGAGAAAAACCCUAUGAAUGUAGUGAAUGUGGCAAAACCUUCUGCCAAAAGACGCAUCUCACCCUCCACCAGAGAAAUCAUUCAGGGGAGAGACCCUAUCCGUGCAAUGAGUGUGGGAAAUCCUUCUCCCGCAAGUCAGCCCUCAGUGACCAUCAGAGAACACACACAGGAGAGAAACUCUAUAAAUGUAAUGAAUGUGGGAAGUCCUACUACCGAAAAUCUACCCUUAUUACACAUCAGAGAACACACACAGGAGAGAAACCUUAUCAAUGUAGUGAAUGUGGAAAAUUCUUUUCUCGAGUGUCAUACCUCACUAUACAUUAUAGAAGCCAUUUAGAAGAGAAACCCUAUGAGUGUAAUGAGUGUGGCAAAACCUUCAAUUUGAAUUCAGCCUUCAUUAGACAUUGGAAAGUACACACGGAUGAGAAACCCCUUGAAUGUAGUGAAUGUGGAAAGUGUUCUCAGUUCUCAUAUCUUAAUGACCAUCAUACAACUCCUUUAGGAGAGAAACCCUAUCAAUGUAAUGAAUGUGGGAGAACUUUCCUUGAAAAUUCAGCCUUUGACGGACACCAGUCAAUUCCAGAAGGAGAGAAAUCCUAUGAAUGUAAUAUAUGUGGGAAAUUGUUCUCUGAUUUGUCAUACUACACUGUACAUUAUAGAAGUCAUUCAGAAGAGAAGCCCUACGGAUGUAGCGAAUGUGGGAAAACCUUCUCCCAUAAUUCUUCCCUCUUUAGACACCAGAGAGUACACACAGGAGAGAAGCCCUAUGAGUGUUAUGAAUGUGGAAAGUUCUUUUCUCAGAAGUCGUAUCUCACCAUACAUCAUAGAAUUCAUUCAGGAGAGAAGCCUUACGAAUGUAGCAAAUGUGGAAAAGUCUUCUCUCGGAUGUCAAACCUCACUGUACAUUAUAGAAGCCAUUCAGGAGAGAAGCCCUAUGAGUGUAAUGAAUGUGGAAAAGUCUUUUCCCAGAAGUCGUACCUCACUGUGCAUUACAGAACUCAUUCAGGAGAGAAGCCCUAUGAAUGUAGUGAAUGUGGGAAAAAAUUCCACCACAGAUCAGCCUUCAACAGCCACCAGAGAAUCCAUAGGCGGGGGAAUGUGAAUGUGCUCAAUGAGGGAAAUCUCCUGUGAAAGUCAGACCUCGUUUUAGAAAAACCCUCUGAAUAAUGAUUUGGAGUCAGAUAUCAUGAUCUGAGAGUUCAUAUGUUUGAAUGGGGAAAAACAUUCAGACAUUAGGUUCAUUUUCAUCUGACUUUUCACAGAGGAGAGUCUGUAAGAAGGCAACAGGAAAAAAAUGCCUUCAGAACAUGCUACAACUCAUUGGACACUAGAUAAUUUAUACAGGAGUCAAUUUUAUAAAUAUUUAAUAUUUAUUUUGGAUUAAAGUUGUAUUUAUAUAUCAGGGAGUCAUACCAAGGCAAAAUCUGUCAAAAUUGAUAAAUGUGGAAAAAUAUUUUGUCUUGGAAAUUGUUAUACCAAAAGCCAUAUUUCUGAUGUAAAAUCACAUGUUUAUAGGAAAGAAAUCAGAAGCUAUCACCUCUAAACCUUUAUUGUAUAAAAUGAAGUUUUUAAACCAUCAGGACUUGAUAAUAAGGUCAGUAGCAUUAAAUACUUAUAUGGAAGUUUCUAUCAUGUUUUAAAAAUGCAAUCUAAUCUAUGCAAGUUUGGAUUUGAAUAAUUUAUGAAAAGGCAGUAUUCUUAUUUGAGUAUUAAAAUGGCAAAAUGUUGGUGAGAUGUUUGACAGCUAAAGAAUAGUUAAGUGCAUAAGUUUCUAUUCUUUUGAUGCACUUAUAAAUGGGUUUUUAAUAAAUGCCUCAUCAAUAGUGAUUUUUGUAUUUUUCAACUACAUUUGAGCAAAAAAAGGUUUUAAAACAUACUAUUUUCAUAAACAAUAGUUAAGGACAACUCUGCUGCUCUUACUGUAUAAAAUACGCCCAGCGCUCAUCCCACUCCUGUUUUUAACCCAUACGUUUGAUUGUGCAGUGCCAGUAUUAUGUAAUUCAGAAAUCUUAUCUAUACUUUUAUUUGAUAUGAACACAGUGUCAUUAUUUUGUGCACUGCCCUUAUUUCCAGUAUUUUGGAAAAAUUAAUACAAUUUCUAGCAGACUUUUUUUUUAUUAACUCGUCCUUGCUCUUCUCUUGCCUUGAUGUACGAGGUUGGUGUCUGUCAUUUCUUAACAUGACUCAGAAGGUAAGUCCUGAUUAGUCUAAACCAGCCGUGGGCAAACUACGGCCCGUUUGAAAUGAAUAAAACUAAAAAAAAAAAAAAAAAAAAAAAAGACCGUACCCUUUUAUGUAAUGAUGUUUACUUUGAAUUUAUAUUAGUUCACACAAACACUCCAUCCAUGCUUUUGUUCCGGCCCUCCGGUCCAGUUUAAGAACCCAUUGUGGCCCUCGAGUCAAAAAGUUUGCCCACCCUGGUCUAAACCAAUCGUGAUAAUCCAUUUUGAUUGCCUGUAGCUCUUUCAUAGUGGUUGUAUGACCCCGUGCUGGGCAGACAGAGUGAUCAGAUGUGUCUUACUCCAAGAAGGGGAGGGUUUAAUAAUCAAAAAUCAGUAACCGUGACACCACAUGAAGGAAAGUAAUCUAGCAGGCAGGAAACAAAUGUGGUGACAUUGCCAUUCACCUGUGUUCUUAGCAAACUGGGUAGAAAGGAGCUUCUUUAGUGGGAUACAGAGUAUCCUACACUUUGGUCAGCAACAUGCUUAGUGGUGAAAUAUUGAAAGUUUUUUCCCAAGAUAACAAAGACAGGAUAUCUACUAUCACUAAUUUUAUUCAGUAUUAGUGACCUGGUGCACUGAUUCAUGCACAUUGAAAUUAAUUAGAAGGUGGUUGAGACAGGCCAGACACACCCUGGAGCCAACCUCCUGUGGUUCCUCCUGACAUCUGCAGAGUGAGCAGGGUCCCUCAAGCAGGUGGGGUCCCUCAGCCUGGCCUGCAGGGAUCUGGCUGAAACCGGCUCUCCGACAUCCCCCGAGGGGUCCCAGAGUGUGAGAGCACUCUGCAAAGUUGCUGUCGUACAUGGUGUGGAACGCAAACACAAGUGUGCAGUAAACCAGAUUCAGGGACAACAGUGCCCCAGCAAAAGCAUAACCCACGGCCGAAGGAGGAAUCGCGUGGCCCCCAGAGGAAUUGGGCUCCCCCUCUCUGGUUUCAGGGUGUGUCACCUGAGAACCGCUACUGCCAAGUCACUGCAGCUCGGCAGUUCCUGUGUUGAGCAUCUGCCCCCCGGUGGUCAGUGUGCAUCAUAGCAACCGGUCGGAUGGGUGGAGGGACACUUAGCAUAUUAGCCUUUUAUAUAUAGGUAAUUGGGCAGAAAGACCUAGCCAAGAAAGUGAAUGAAGUGAAACUUCUAUUGCAAAUGAUGAUUUUCUAUGUAGAAAAGUCUGAGGAUUAUACAGAUAAUUAGAAUUAAUGAGUAAAGUCAGCACGGUCCCUGCAUACAAAUUCAUUAUGAAAAAUUGCUUUAAUAUACCAGCAGUAAACAUAGAAAAUGAAAAAUUUGGAAGCAAUUCCACUUACAGUAGCAUCAAAAAUCCUCAAGUGCCUAGGGGAAAGCUUACCUCACCAUGCUUUCAAGGUAAAAACAAAAACAGCUGCAAAACAGAGAGACAUACCUGGUUCAUGAGUUCCAGGACAGUUCCUUCAUGUGGUCCUCCCAUCCACCCCCUGAAAUAGUGAAAAGCAUGGGAAAACAUCACGUGUGGGCAAGAAUGGAAGGAACAGGAAUCCAUGCUGCCGCUGGCGUUGCCCAUUGCUAGGACCAUUUUGGAAAGCCAGCACUUCAAGCGAGUGCUUUUCCCAAACCUAGCAGAAACGUCGGGAUGUCCGCCAAGGGACAGGGACUGGAAUGUUCGUGGUGUAGAACGCAAAACCCAGAGCUCCCUGAAGGCAUAUGUGCAGUAGGUGAGUGAACCUCAGUGGUGUAUUUCCACUCAGAAUGCUGUAAAGCAGAGAAUUAACAUACCAUGAGGCAGCUUAGUUUCACAAAUACGGUCAAAUGACAGAGUCCAUACAAAAGCGAUCAUCGUGUGUGACUCCUGGUUACAAUAGGAGCAGGCAAACUGGUCUAUGCACUUAGCAGGAGACCUUUUGGCCUGGGCACAGGCUGGGGGGCGGGGUUCCCUGGUGAUGUGCGUUCUAUUUGAAAUGUGGGUGCUGAAUAGCCCAGCGUUGUGUGCACGCGGGACUUGUGUGUUGUGUGUCUGCAUGUGUGUAGACUUCCAUAAAAAGUUUUAAAAUCCCAGAUGUCUACCAUUUCUGUUGCUCAGCACUCUUGCCAUAUUUUUCUAGAUGAGUAUGAAUAUGCUGCAGAACAGGAAGUACAUGGUAGAUUUUGCAUAAUUCCGUGCAGGAAAUACUCUGUAUAGUAGUUUCCAUGGCAACUGCUAAAAUUUCCUUCACUGUGACCAUAAAGCUUAAUUACUAUAAUGUAUAUUUUAAGUAAAAUAUUUGAAAGGUGACAGGUCAUUACAUAUUUUGUCAUCCUGCCCUUUUCAUAUAUGAGUGGGUCUGAACUGCCUCUUCAAUAAAAAAAAACUAAUGUGUGUAAACGUUU
Messenger RNA from Myotis daubentonii (Daubenton's bat), 6048 nucleotides. RefSeq names its product RB associated KRAB zinc finger (gene RBAK). Gene Ontology annotation, molecular function: RNA polymerase II cis-regulatory region sequence-specific DNA binding; DNA-binding transcription repressor activity, RNA polymerase II-specific. Gene Ontology annotation, biological process: regulation of cytokine production; regulation of immune system process; negative regulation of transcription by RNA polymerase II. Gene Ontology annotation, cellular component: nucleoplasm; nucleus. NCBI's taxonomy places the organism in Eukaryota, Metazoa, Chordata, Mammalia, Chiroptera, Vespertilionidae. The record is from RefSeq and is a predicted model, not a curated record.